AUGUUCAGAAACAAUUACGACGGGGACACAGUCACUUUUUCUCCUACUGGCCGUCUUUUCCAAGUAGAAUACGCCUUAGAGGCUAUCAAACAAGGGAGCGUUACUGUGGGGCUACGUUCGAACACUCAUGCAGUUUUGGUAGCGUUGAAAAGAAAUGCAGAUGAAUUGUCAUCAUACCAGAAAAAGAUCAUUAAAUGUGACGAUCACAUGGGACUCUCGUUAGCAGGGCUAGCUCCGGACGCCAGGGUUUUAAGUAAUUAUUUGAGACAACAAUGUAAUUAUUCUAGCUUGGUUUUUAACAGGAAGCUUGCUGUUGAGAAAGCAGGAUACCUGCUUUGUGAUAAAGCGCAAAAAAAUACACAAUCUUAUGGGGGUAGACCUUACGGUGUUGGUUUGUUGAUUAUAGGAUAUGACAAGAGCGGUGCUCAUCUUCUAGAAUUCCAACCUUCUGGGAAUGUAAUGGAACUAUACGGUACGGCUAUUGGUGCAAGAAGCCAAGGGGCAAAAACCUAUUUAGAGAGAACUUUAGAUACGUUCAUAAAAAUUGACGGGAACCCAGAUGAACUGAUCAAAGCUGGCAUAGAGGCCAUCAGUCAGUCAUUAAGGGACGAAUCUUUGACAGUAGACAACCUUUCGAUCGCCAUCGUGGGCGAGAAUAUGCCUUUUACGAUUUAUGAUGGAGAGGCCGUUGCUAAAUACAUCUAG
Molecule: messenger RNA, 705 nt
Organism: Saccharomyces mikatae IFO 1815
Lineage: Eukaryota; Fungi; Ascomycota; Saccharomycetes; Saccharomycetales; Saccharomycetaceae
Gene: PRE5
Product: proteasome core particle subunit alpha 6
Exons: 1
Coding region: 1-705 (234 amino acids)
Biological process (GO): ubiquitin-dependent protein catabolic process
Cellular component (GO): nucleus; proteasome core complex; proteasome core complex, alpha-subunit complex
Source: RefSeq, a predicted model, not a curated record